AGUCACAAAGAAAUUUGCAAACUUUAGUUUGAAGAAAAGUACAUAGUAAUCAUGAAAAAUACAUUAGUAACAUAUUUGAAUCUAUAAAAAAGGCAUACUUUUGUGGCUACAAGAAAGUAUAUAUCUCAUUUCUAGCCAGAGCUUUAUGUAUUCUGAACCUUUACUCCAGUAAAGCAGGAUGAUUCUUCUACUUCAUAAUCUCUCACAUUUAAAACAGUAAACUAAAUUUUAAAAAAUCUCUCAAAGUAUUUUUAUGUCUCUUAAUUGUUCUUUUACAAAGAACUGCUCAUACAUGUCAUGCUCUGUAAUUUUUGUAUGGUUCCUCAAGACUUUUUUCAUUUUCUUCAACCCUACACCAUUAUCUCCUGUGUUGCUUUUGUAGUUUUGUGUGUAUUCCAUCACUGCAUGUUUGGGGAGAUAGCAUUGCAGUGCUAUCCAAGUCUGUUAUAUAGUGUUACCCACAGCAAGAAAAUAUCAGUAUUGUUGAUCUAUUUCCUGCAGUUUCUUGUUUGUUUAAAAUUAAAAUUUAUUUUGCUUUAUAAUUAUCACAAGACUUUUUAUUGGCUGAACUGCUUGUCCAACAAAAUGAACAAUCUAAUUAAAGGCUAGCACAUCUUUGUUUUUCAAUACAAAGUGAUGUUGGUGUGAGGAAUUCAUUCUCUUGUAAAGGUCUUGUAGACCAUUGCUGUAAUAAGCUCAUGUGUUUCACAUGUGGUGGUUGAAAUCCUUGCCAUGAUAAGGUUAUAGGCUUUACGAACAGAUUAAUAAAAAAUACCACCACAGAAUCAGACUGGCUCUUACAGAGAUGGACUGUUUACAAUGUCUUGAGCCACAUGUGCCUCUUUCAUAGCCAAUCAUAGGCAUCAGAAAGGAAAGAGAGCAUCUGACUUCCAAUACUAAAGAAGCAGUUGAUAGUGAUUGUACAGUCGAUACGAUUUAGACCUUAUCUGAUCUUUUCAUGGGUUAUGUCUGCUGUUCAGAGUUCAACGUGUUGUGACAAUAAGAAUACAAUAUGGAUAUUAGCAAGAGGGCUGCCCAAAACCGGGUCCGCUGGCGAGCUGUUGUUGCGGCCCUGUCCUGGAGGAGUAACAAGGACUAAAUUAUGGAUAUUAGCUGAAUGAGUGAGUCAAUAAGUUGUGUGCCAUGGCAUUGGACCAGUCUUGCUUGCAAAAGGUGAAUAUUUAAAUCAUGCAUUUAUUUUUUUAUUUUUCUUGAAGAGACCGAGAACCACCGAAGGCAUGUCGUAUGAACAGGCGCCUCAUGUUGAGAAACAAGAGUCCUUGACAUGUGAACACACUGACUGAGUGUCAUAAGGUGUCUCGCGCUGUCAUCAAGCAGUGCGUCACGAUGAACGUGCAGAAAGUCAGACGUGUGACGUAUCGCUCAGCCUACCCGGUAUACCCGCACUCACUGGGGGUGUGCAGGAGCAUGUGUGUGAGAGAUAUCAGACGGUCAACACCACGGAGUUAUAUAUAUACUAAUUAAUAAUGUAACUCCGUGGUCCACUCUACUCUCUGUCUUGGUGUAGUCGCGGUAACGCACUGCCCUCCACCCUCCCCGAGACCCCACCCACGUGUUGAAGAUCGCUGAGUAAUGUUGACUUGCACUCCACAGUCUUGUGCAACAGCCGACUCUUGCCCCUUCUCCUCCAUUUCAUUCCACAGUUGAACUCACAAAAACCUGACCUAAUUUUUCUCAGUUUGUUGGUUUAAAUGAUAGUACAACGUACCUAGCAGACACCGGCUGUCAUCUGCUAUCAACGUAGACACUCAGCCCACACCAUCGCCGGGAGUUGACAGUAUUCCCCAGCUUCAGCUGGCAGGUAGGCAUGGAGCAGUUUUAGACGUGGACACUCGUCACCUGGACUGUCCCAUACUAUGCGGGAGAAAUAUUUGUAAAUCUUGGAAUUGUGAGUGCGGGCAGAAAAAUCUGUAAUGGCGUUUGGUGGAAGGACAUUGGCUGUAGUCAUGGCAACUGUGCUUCUGGCUGUCAUCAUACAAGACUUCGGUCGGUUGAUGGUCAGGCUGGGUGUGUUUUCUCACUUCUACCAGCACCAUCCGGGCUCCUGCAAGCCAGUCCCUGGAAUGCCCCUGGCAUCUGAGGACUUCCACACCUUGUCAGAUGGACUGACAUUCAUCUCCUCGGGAGCGAUGCCACCUGUUGUGUCGGACAACUUCAGACUGUACUUUCGUCAACACAACAUCCGGGGCCGCAUCUUCCUGUACGACCUCAAGCUUCCGGACAAGGAGGUCAAAGAGCUCAAGGUCGUCACGAGUGACACUUUCGAUGAGAGCACCUUCUCUCCCCACGGCAUCAGCGUUUGGGAGGACAACACUUCAGGUCGCCACACAAUAUUUGUCGUCAACCACCCGCUUAGAGAGCUGGCACCCGAUACAGUGGAGAAGUUUGUCUUCCUGCCCGCGACACAGGAGCUGAAGCACCUGGCCACCUUCUCCGCACCGGAAAUGCGCUUGGUGAAUGACGUGCAAGCAACAGGUGACAACAGCUUCUACUUCACCAACUGCCACUACUACGCGACGUCAGCAGGCAUGAUGGCCGAGGUGCUGCUGGACCUGCCGUGGUCAACGGUGGUGCACUACGACGGCACGAGCUACACGGUGGUUGCCGAGGGCAUCAAGUCUGCCAACGGCAUUGCCAUGUCGACUGACCACAAGUACGUGUACGUGGCAGUCAGUGUAGGACAAGAACUCCGAGUUUUCCACAGGAAGACAGACAACUCACUGACUUUACAGCAGGCCAUUCCGCUCCACACGUUGCCAGACAACAUCAUGGUGGAUCCCAAGACUGAAGACCUUUACAUCGGGUGUCACCCUAUCCCACUCAAGAUUCUGAGCUACCUCGAGGCACCCAUCGACAAAAUCGCACCUUCGCAGGUGCUCCACCUGCGGAUGAGCAAGGGCAACAUGACGUCAUCACAGGAGCUGUUGUAUGACGACGGUCACAUGAUCUCCGCCUCGUCGUCUGCAAUCGUUUUUGGUGGCAAGCUGCUCGUCAGCUCCAUCAUCCACACCACCAUCAUUUGUGACGUCAACGUACCCGUGUAGAAAACUUCUGUUAUCUUCGCUUCCUACUCCUUUCUCUCACCCUCGGUCUGGUCGUCGUACUCCUCGAUCAGUUGCGAGAAUUUUCUCUCGGUGAGUCGUAGUCCCUGCUGCUGUGCUGCUGCUGAGUUUCUGUGUGUGUAAUGCAUUCACUGUCAGCUGCCAUGUAUUAUCAGUGUCAUGUCAGCUGUCAUUAUUACACACAGCUCCCUGUCCUGACUGUUCCUAACAACUCAUCAAUUCCUGUGUGGCCGAGCCCGGAGACACAAGGUUAUAGUGAAUUCUUUCGGCAGUUUACGUGCGGGUAGGUCUUGUGCAGCCUCCAUUAGCUCCUUGGCGACAGCUGGGGUUACGGGUGUAAUGCGGGUACGUGUUAGUUCAGGGAGAGGAACGGGGGCCGAAGGGCGGGGACUUCGGAAAAAAAUUAAAUAAACCCGACAAAAAUGUUGCAGAGGUAGUCAGGGGUGGCAAACGUAUUUUUCAGGGUCAACUUCAGUGGGUGAAUAUAGAACAGCUUCAGCAUGAGGUAGUGUGCAGCUGCCGUGACGUCAUCAGCUAGGGGUAGAUAUAUAUUCGGGGUAUAGAGUGGGUGUGCAGAUCAGCUUUACUGUGAGGUAUAUACAUCAGUGGCUGUGUGUAGAGCAACUUUACUGUGAGGUAUAUACAUCAGUGGCUGUGUGUAGAGCAACUUUACUAUGAGGUAUAUACAUCAGUGGGUAUGUACAUCAGUAUAGACAUUAGUAGAGCAAUAUGCUCACUGGGUGUGUGUACAGCCAGGCAGCCAGCCACCGUGACUUGACCUAUUUGACAAGUGCCAUGACAUGUCAGACUUCAUGUUGGUAGUCCGCUCUCUGUAGUAUGUGGUGUAUCUUUCUGACAGUCACUGAAUUUUACAAAUAAAAACACCAUUUAAAGUA
Messenger RNA from Pomacea canaliculata, 3979 nucleotides. Its product is annotated as serum paraoxonase/arylesterase 1-like. Gene Ontology annotation, molecular function: arylesterase activity. The coding region runs from base 1935 to 3065 and encodes 376 amino acids. The transcript is spliced from 10 exons. The record is from RefSeq and is a predicted model, not a curated record. Lineage: Eukaryota; Metazoa; Mollusca; Gastropoda; Architaenioglossa; Ampullariidae.